AUGGAUUCCAGCUCAGGGGACACGGAAACUUCCGCACCACCACCCGCACGCCUAAAUCCUGCAGAGAAAACUUUCCAUUCCCCUCAACUCGAUGUCUUACAAGAAGAGGCGGUGGACUUCCCUCCUAGACCGGAGCUGAUCGAAAAGCUGCGAUCCUUGCCCAAACCCGGCACCCAUUUCGAACAGGACAGCAAAGUGUCCAACGUCAGGCACGAGGUCCACGAGUACAUUUCGACAAUAUUUGGGCAAUGUUUAGAGCUCCCUAACCCGAAGACCCGUUCCGGUGCUCUACUCAGCCUAUGUGAUAUCAUCAGUGCAUUGGCGCAGUCGCCAAAUAACACGGUCGGACACCUGGCAUGGGAACGGUUCGAUGACAAGGAUAAAAUCGUUCUGAUAAUUUGGCAUAUCAUCAGAGCCAUGACCCCAAACGAGAAGAGUGAAAUAAUUCAAAGUUCCACAAACCCAGACUCUUUGAUGUCGAAACUCCGACAGCUGGUUGAGCUCGGCCACCACUUCGACCCAGUACGACAGGCGCUGGAGGUUUUGAGGAACCUCAAUCGGGAUGAAGAUCAUGAUGAAUGGGAUUCGUAUGACUGGCAAGAUUGGCGAGAAUUCAAUGAAAAGAUCAGAGACAGAGAGACAGACAACACAGCGAGCGACUCCGAACUGUCCAGAAAUGUUAUUCAAUUUCUGGAACAUAUUCAAGCAGCCAUCAAGGCCAUGGUGGCAAGGUGUGUGAAAUUCCCAGUCCAAGGCACAUUUUACGGUGCCCUCUCAACGCUCUGCAAGAUUGGCGAGAUGCUCGCAACCUCAUCAAGUUCUUUGGUCCAUGUUGCUGUGAGAAAGUGGUUCGCGUCCAACACCGUUCUCGAGCAGGCGAUUUUUGACAUCACCAACGCAAUCGAGCUUCCUCAACUCGUACUGAUCUUUGAGGACAUGACUAACCAAGACGCUCUGGGACCCAGACUACGCGAGUUAGAGACUCUAGGAAGCAAGCACAACUUUUUCAGCGGCCUUGGGUCAUUCCUGGAUGGCGUGCUCAAUGUCAUGGAUGGAGGUGCGAUGGUGACCGUGCAAGUGAUGGCGGAGAGGGAGGCUAGUUGA
Messenger RNA from Penicillium subrubescens, 1104 nucleotides. RefSeq lists its product as uncharacterized. The coding region runs from base 1 to 1104 and encodes 367 amino acids. The record is from RefSeq and is a predicted model, not a curated record. The transcript is spliced from 3 exons. NCBI's taxonomy places the organism in Eukaryota, Fungi, Ascomycota, Eurotiomycetes, Eurotiales, Aspergillaceae.